Molecule: messenger RNA, 928 nt
Organism: Arachis ipaensis
Lineage: Eukaryota; Viridiplantae; Streptophyta; Magnoliopsida; Fabales; Fabaceae
Source: RefSeq, a predicted model, not a curated record
AAGGACAAUGCUACCACCAUCUAAAUUUGCAAGGGAAUAUUUUGCUGCUUUUACCACUUUGUUCUUUGCUUGGUUGGUCGGACCCUCCGAGGUGAGAGAAUCAGAGAUCAAUGGAAGAAGAGAAAAAAAUGUAGUCCACAUAAAGAAAUGCAGAUUUCUGGAGAAGACAAAUUGCGUAGGAAUGUGCAUUAAUCUCUGCAAGAUGCCAUCUCAAUCUUUUAUAAAAGAUUCUUUUGGUAUGCCAGUAAACAUGGUUCCUAAAUUUGGAUCAAAGCCAACGAAUCGAUGAUGAUUAGUGAGCGAGGGAUGCGACGGACCGAGUGUGGAAAGGAGAGAUCGUGUCAAAAAAAAGAGAAGGAUCGCAGCAAAGAAGGGACAGACGGAGAGGAAGUUAAAGAAAAAGGAAUGAGUCAGGUGGGAGAUAAAGAAGUAAAAAAGGGGAAGCGAGAGGAGAAGGACGGUGGAGAACAAGAAGAAGAAGAAAAAAAAGUUAGGGUUUCAAGAAUUAAAUAGGGUCCAAAAUCAAAUCUUGUCAUGUCAUCUAAUCGUUGAAGUGUCUGAUAUGACAAGAGUUUGUCACAUCAAUACUCUAUUUGCUAAUUCAUCGGUGAAAAGGGUUGAGAGACCAAAUCGCUAUCCGAACCAGAAUUUAGAGUACCAUUAUAAAAAAUUUUAAUCUUCAAAUAUUAAAAUAGAUAAUCACACAAAUUUCAAAAGAUUAAAAUAAGAAUUUACUCAUUUUUUAACAAACCAAUUUAAUUUAAAUAAUUAAUUUGGUAGCAGAAACCUCUGAAUCAUAUAUUAUUAUGACUCCCAUCUUAAGAAGCUUUAUUUACCCCUCUAUAACAUAUAUUAUUAAUUUUCUCCCUUAAUAUGCGUGUAUAUUUUAACAUCGUAAUUUAGAGCUAACUAAAAAAAAUUUAUGUUU